Dicrocoelium dendriticum is the source of this 1479-nucleotide messenger RNA. The record is from the annotation of a GenBank genome assembly. Lineage: Eukaryota; Metazoa; Platyhelminthes; Trematoda; Plagiorchiida; Dicrocoeliidae.
GUUCGUUUCACACCCGCGAACUCGUCGGUACUCUUCGGUUGUGAUUCUGAGAAUCGGACAGUUUCGUGGUGCGAAUGAUGUCUCGGAUUUCGAAGUCCGGUGUUGAAGACUACGUUCGAGUCCCCCUUCCAGGAGAUUUAGAUUCAAAUGUAGAAUCCGAAUCGGAGCUUGUUGGAUAUUCCGCGCCAUCUAUUUCGGACGGCUCGGCGGAAUCCAAGACAUCAUUAACCCUCUGGAAUUUCUCGUUUUAUCAGCAGUACUUCGAUGUGGACACUACUCAAGUUUUGCGCCGGCUGAUGGCCUCAAUUUUCCCUAACCCCCGCGUCAAUUUCGUCCAGUACAUCUUGAGGCCACGGCCUGACCUUUACGGACCUUUUUGGAUUGUCACUACUCUAAUACUUGCUUCUGCUAUUGGUGGAAAUGUUUCCAGCUAUUUCCAAUCCUUCGGUCGGCUAACCUCAUGGCAUUAUGAUUUCCAAAAGGUAACUCUUGCAUCAACGAUCAUUUACCUGUAUUGGUGGUUGGUGCCUCUGGGAAUCACUGGACUGACUUACAUUCGUUCCAAGAAAGCCAAUCCCGAUCUGCAAGCUGAUCAAGAUCUUUUGAUUGAUGCUUCUGAGUCACGUGACAAUGUUCAGCCAUCCGGACGCUAUGGAUCCUUUAAGUUGACGGAAUUGCUCUCCAUCUAUGGGUACUCUCUUUCGAUCUUCGUCCCUGUAUCUCUUUUAUGGACAUUCCCGAGCAGUAUCUUCAGAUGGCUGCUUUUGAUCAUCGCAGCUGCGGUUUCCUGCACGUUCCUUGCGCUCACAUUGCUUCCGGGGUUCCGGCGACAACAUCAGAAGCUAGCCGGCCCUCUCUUGAUCGGCAUUCUGAUUCUUCAAUGCGUAUUUUCACUCGGACUGAUGUUCACCUUCUUUCAUGGAGCUCCGACUGGACCACCAGGGACUGAACCAUUUCCGCCACAGCCAGCCAAUCUACCUCCUGAAAUUAAGCACGUAAAAAGAAGUGUGUCGGAUUCCAUGGAUCAACUGGCUGUGAUCUCAGCAGUCUCAAAAACUGUCCCUUCGUCUGGUUUGACUGGUGUCCUGCAUCCUUAAACGAUUGAAUUGAGGCCGUUGAGGCUUUUUCUGCAACUUGAACUGCUUGUGAUAUCGUUAUGUUUUAACUUUUUCAAGACAGUUCUCUCAGCGACAAUUAUGUUCUGGUCGCUGCCGGCUAGUCUUAUCACAUACUUCUUGAAUAAUUGCAUGCAUAUCCUCUGAGGUUGGUGUUCAGUUGUUCUCCGUUCUGUUCAUUUUGCUUAAACGCUUGGGUGUGCUUGGACUGCUAACCUGCAGUGGAUCCAGUUGUCACCAGCCGACUGUUCGUAAUAGGAAAACGACAAAUGAGUGAUAUCCUUCGGUUUGUUGUAGACCAUCCAGUGAAUGCGGUGUAUUAAUGAACGCAAAAAUAGUAAUUAUAGUAAAAUCACCAAAGUCC